Molecule: messenger RNA, 4899 nt
Organism: Gopherus flavomarginatus (Mexican gopher tortoise)
Lineage: Eukaryota; Metazoa; Chordata; Testudines; Testudinidae
Gene: NOTCH4
Product: notch receptor 4
Biological process (GO): establishment or maintenance of epithelial cell apical/basal polarity; heterophilic cell-cell adhesion
Cellular component (GO): protein-containing complex; plasma membrane
Molecular function (GO): protein binding; calcium ion binding
Source: RefSeq, a predicted model, not a curated record
AGCACCCACACGCCCGGUGGGGCUGGGCGGGAACCCCGGCGUCCUGACGUGCUCCCCGCAGGCUGGGACUGCUCGGGGGACGAGGACGAGUAUCUGGCACUGGGCCCCUCACCCUGCCACCAUGGCGGCACCUGCCACAACCUGCCCGGGGGCUCCCGCUGCGUCUGCGUCAACGGCUGGUCGGGCACCAGCUGCACCCACAACGUGGACGACUGCGUCUCGGCCACCUGCUUCCCCGGCGCCACCUGCCUCGACCGCGUGGGCACCUUCCUGUGCCAGUGCCCCCCGGGGCGCACGGGGCUCCUGUGCCACCUGAGUGACGCCUGCCUGAGCAGCCCCUGCCACGCGGAGGCCUCGUGCGACACCAACCCCCUGACGGGCUCGGCCGUCUGCUUGUGCCAGCCAGGCUACACCGGGCCCACCUGCCACCAGGACCUGGACGAGUGCCAGCUGGGUGAGUGGGGGCCAGGGCCGGAGCUGUGCGAGCACGGGGGGCGCUGUGAGAACGUCGUGGGCUCCUUCUGGUGCUGCUGCCCGGCUGGCUACAAGGGGUCCCGCUGCGAGGCCGACGUGAACGAGUGCCUGCGCCAGCCCUGCCUGCGGGGGGCGCCCUGCCUGGACCUGCUGGGCCACUUCCAGUGCCUCUGCCCCCCGGCUUCCAGGGGCCCAUGUGCGAGGGGGAGGCGGACACCUGCGCCACCACCCCUGCGGGAACGGGGGGCGCUGCCAGGCUGGGGCGGGGGCCUUCCACUGCCACUGCCCCCCCGACAGGGACCCAGGGGACAGUGGCAUGGGGGGGCGGUUUUGGUAGACUCCCCUGGGGAACAUGGAGGAGGGGCUGGGGGGCUGGAGGGUCUGGGUUGGAGCCCCCCUAACCCCACCCCUGUUGCUUCAAGGUUCAAGGAGCCGUGCUGCCUGGAGGAGGCGGGAGCCUGCACCAGUGACCCCUGCCAGGGGGGCACCUGCCUGGAGGUCGUGGGCGGCUUCUCCUGCCUCUGCCCCCCAGGCUUCUCGGGCCCCGACUGUGCCCCCUGGAGCGACGCCUGCAGCCAGCGGCCCUGCGCCCAGGGCACCUGCCAGACCCACCCGCAGGGGGCUCUGUGCGUCUGCGCCCCCGGCUGGACAGGCCAGGACUGCUCGGCCGAGAUCAACCCCUGCGAUUCGGGGCCCUGCCCCCAGGGGGCGACCUGCCAGCCCCAGCCCCAUGGCUACACCUGUACCUGCCCCCAGGGGUUUACAGGUAAUGUCCCCCCCACUCCUGACCUGCAGCCCCCCCAGCUCCCCCCCUGCCCCCAACUCAGCUGGUGCCCCUCACUCCUGACCUGCAGCCCCCAGCUCUGCCGGCGCCCCUCACUCCCGACCCGCAGCCUCUGCCAGCCCAGCCCUGGGAUCUCCCCACUGUCUCUGCCCCCAGGUGUGCCGUGCGAGGAGGAGCUGGAUGGGUGCUGGGGGGGGGCGUGUCGGAACGGGGGCACCUGCCAGAACAGCCCUGUGGGGUACCUCUGCCUCUGCACCCCGGGGUUCGGCGGGGAGCGUUGUGAGAGCAACCUGGAGCAGUGCACCCCCAAUCCCUGCGGGAACGGUGGGCCCUGCCUGGACGGGGCCGGAGCCUUCACCUGCCUCUGCCCCCCGGGGUUCAGGGGGGAGCCCUGCCAGGUGAGGGGCAUGGGGGGAGGGGGCAGGGAUGGGGGAGGGGAGUGCUGCCAGGUGAGGGGCAUGGGGGGAGGGGAGCAAGGAUGGAGUACGAGUGGGAGGGGCAGGGGGGAGGGGGGUACAGUGUCUCCCCACUGGGGGUGGGGCCACCGGCCUGGCCCGGCCCGGGGGCUACGUCUGCCAGGUGAGCUCCCCGGACGCCGGGGUCCCUCCCCGGAUGCCGGGGUUCCUCGGCCCUGCUCUUGGGGGGGGACCCUGCCUGGGCUGACCCCCGACUUCUCCCCACUGCAGUGCCUGCCUGGGCAGUGCGGGGUGAACUGUUCAGAGCUGGGGCCCGGGGGGCCCUGCCACCCCCAGCCCUGCCAGAAUGGGGGCACCUGCACCCUGCACCCCACCGGCCCCCACUGCGCCUGCCCCUCCGGUACUCAAGGGUCCAGGUGUGAGUCAGUGACUGACAGCUGCCAAUCAAACCCAUGUGCCAAUGGGGGGUCCUGUGCAGUGACGGGCAGCACCCCCUCCGACUUCACCUGUCACUGCCCUCGGGGUUACAGCGAUGCCACCUGUGACGUCCAGCUGCCCCCCUGCGGAUCCCACUGCUGCCACCACAACGGGGUGUGUGUCCAGCAUCUGGCUGGUCCCCGCUGCCUCUGCCUGGGGGGCUACGGGGGCCCCGACUGCCUCCAGCCCCGCCCCGCGGCUCCCUGCUCCCCCGGCAGCUCGGCCUGCCCCCGGCCUGGGUGUGACAGCGAGGCCUGUCUCUACAACGGGUACGACUGCCGGCCCCCGGCUCCCUGCAGGUGUGAGUGGGGGCUGUGGGGGCAGAUCCAGGGGGGCUCUGUGAAGGGUGGAUUGGGAGGGAUCCAGGGGGGCUGUGGGGACAGAUCUGGGGGGGCUCUGUGGAGGUGGAUUGGGGGAGAAUUUGGGGGGACCGGGGGGGCUGUGGGGGGUGGGUCCGGGGAGCUCUCCAGGGUACCCCCAACCCGUGUCUCUGCCCCCAGCCCGGCCUAUGCCCGUUACUGCCACGACCACUUUGCCAACGGACACUGCGACCGGGGCUGCCUGUCCCCCGAGUGCGGCUGGGACGGGGGGGACUGUGCCCCAGGGAGGGGCGGGACCCUGGGGCUGGCGGCCGCCCUGCCCCCCCGGGCCCUCCCUGGCCUGCUCUACACCCUAGCGCUGGCCCUGCGUGUGGGACUGAGCCCCCAGCGCGAGCCCCAGGGCCGGCCCAGGCUCUACCCCUACACGGGGCGUGAGGGGCCAGGCGGGGGGAACCGCACCGGCUGGCGGCCCCCCCUGGAGCCCCCUCGCCCUGCCCCGCACCCCGCGCCCACCGAGGCCGGCCAGGAGGGGGAGUCGGAUGCCGUCGGCCCCCUCAAAUCCCCCCCGAUCCCCCCCCAAUCAACACCCUGCCUGAAAAUGGACCUCACCCCCAUAGGGAGAAACAGCCCCAUGUGGGGACUCUGCCCCCCAAAACUUCCCUUUACAGCUGCCCCCCAGGAGGUCCCUGUGGGGAGGGUCCCCCCCCGUACCCAGCCUGACCCCACAUCACCCCCCAGGUCCGUCGUGUUCCUGGUGGUGGAUGGGUCCCGCUGCGCCGGUCGCUGCCUGAAGACCCCCGAGGGUGCCCGGCGCUUCCUGGGGGCUCUGGCCGUCUCCAACGCUCUGGGGGUGCUGACCCCCCACCCCGUGGCGGCCGUGUGGGUCGAAGAGGCCAGCAGCGGUAACGGGGGGUUGGGGAGGGGUCAGGGCAGUGGGGGGGGGGCAGGUGAUGUGGGGGGCAGAGGCCUGGGGGGAUUGGGGAGGGAUACUCUGGGGGGGGCAGACAAUGAGGGGGUUGCAGGCCGGGGGGGGUCAGGGAGGGGUUGGGACAGCGAGGCCAGGUUGGGAAGGGGUCCCAAGAGGGGUGUGGGGGUGGAUCCAUUAUUGGGGGUCAGCCUGUUCCCCCAAUUUCACCGCCUGCCUGCCUCUCCCCCUCAGACCCCCAGGCCUCCGCCCCCCCAGCUGCCCUGGCCCCUGCUCGGGAGCCUGCUGGCGGGGGGGCUGGCGCUGGCCCUGGGGGCCGUGGUCGGGCUCUGGCUGUGCCGCCGGGGACAAGAAAAUGGGGUGCUCUGGCUCCCCGUGGGGUUCGCCCGCCCCCGGGACCCCAACGCCCGGCGCCGCCGGGACCCAAUCGGGGAGGACGCCAUUGGCCUGAACUGGCAGGCUGACGCCCCUCCCCCCUCGGACCGGGACUGCCGGCACUGGACACGCAAGCACCCAAGUGCCGGGGCUCCCGUCCCACAAUGCAUCAUGCUGACCCCGCCCCAGGAUGAGGCCCCCGAGGGGCGGGACCUCGACGCCAGGGGGCCAGAUGGGGUGACGCCGCUGAUGGCAGUGGUGUGCGCGGGGGCGCCGUGGGAGCUGCUGGCGCAGGGGGCACGGCUGGACGCCCAGACGGACGCGACGGGGGAGACGGCCCUGCACCUGGCCGCCCGCUUUGCCCAGGCCAGCGCCGUCUGCAGCCUCCUGGACGCCGGUGCAGACCCCAGCGUGCGGGCCCGGGCAGGGCGCAGCCCCCUGCACAGUGCCAUCGGGGCUGACGCCCUGGGGGCCUGCCAGCUCCUGAUUCGCUGCCGGCAGACAGACCUGGACACCCGGAUGAGUGACGGCGCCACCCCCCUGAUCCUGGCCGCGCGCCUUGAGGUGGAGAGUGGGAUGGAGGAGCUGCUGUGGGGCAGGGCGGCCGUCAACGCCACCGACAAGCGGGGGAAGACGGCCCUGCACUGGGCUGCCGCUGUGAAUAACGCCCGGGCCGCCCUCACCCUGCUCCGGAGCGGCGCCAGCAAGGAUGCCCAGGACAACCAGGCGCAGACCCCGCUGUUCCUGGCGACCCGGGAGGGCAGCGUGGAUGUGGCACGGCUCCUGCUCCGGCACCGGGCGAGUCGGCAGCUCCCGAACGAGCUGGGUCACCUGCCGCGCGACGCUGCCCUGCCCGCGCCCACCACAAGCUGCUGCGCCUGCGGGACGACCCCCGCCUGGGCACCCUGCCCCCUGCCUCGCGCCCCACCAGCCCUGGGCUCCCGGCCAAUCGGCCGGCACCCUGGUGCAGUGACUCCGCCCCCAGGCGCUGCUGGGGAGGGGGCUCGGAUUGGAUGGCGGAAGGGUGUGGCUGUGCCGGCCUGUGACAUCACCAGGCGGGCAGGUGAGUGCCGGAGGAUGAUGUCAGAGACAGGAAGUGAUGUCACACAGAAGACGGCGAUGUCAUAA